Doryrhamphus excisus (bluestripe pipefish) is the source of this 3548-nucleotide messenger RNA. RefSeq names its product adaptor related protein complex 1 subunit mu 3 (gene ap1m3). Lineage: Eukaryota; Metazoa; Chordata; Actinopteri; Syngnathiformes; Syngnathidae. Gene Ontology annotation, biological process: intracellular protein transport; vesicle-mediated transport. Gene Ontology annotation, cellular component: clathrin adaptor complex. The record is from RefSeq and is a predicted model, not a curated record.
CAACUAUUGAAAACUAAACGCUACUGAAUUUGUAACUAGCUUAAGAUGCAUGAUUAGCAACUAUAUACCGGAAGUUAGUUUUUUGUCACAACGGUUAGCUUGACACUUUUAUGCGGAAGCGCUGUAAAACGACUGGGGCAGAGACUGGAGGAGAGGAGGAAGGAUGAUGAUGGGAGCUAAAAUUAUUCCACACAAGUGACCCACUUCCAACUGUAUAUCCGCUCGUUAGAAGCCCGGUUCUUGUACUUGGAUUUUUUUAUAUUACCAACGACAAUGUCGGCGUCAGCGAUAUUUGUUCUGGACCUGAAGGGGAAGGUCUUGAUCUGCCGUAACUACAUGGGAAACAUGGACAUGAAUGAGAUUGACCACUUCAUGCCGAUUUUAAUGAAGCGAGAGGAAGAAGCAGAGAUGACUCCGCUGGUCACCCAUGGCUCAUCACACUUUCUGUGGAUCAAGCACAACAAUCUUUACUUGGUGGCCAUGACCAAAAAGAAUGCAAAUGCUGCUCUGGUGUACUCCUUCCUUUAUAGAAUUGUCCAGGUGUUUCAGGAAUACUUUAAGGAGCUGGAGGAGGAGAGUAUCCGUGACAACUUUGUGACUGUUUAUGAACUGAUGGACGAAAUCAUGGAUUUUGGAUUCCCACAAACAACUGACAGCAAGAUUCUUCAAGAGUACAUUACCCAGCAAGGUCACAAGCUCGAGCUCGGGGCCGUUCGACCUCCUGCUACUGUCACCAAUGCUGUGUCUUGGAGGUCUGAGGGCAUCAAGUACAGGAAGAAUGAAGUUUUUAUGGAUGUGAUUGAGUCAGUAAAUCUACUGGUAAGCGCCACUGGCAGUGUCCUCCGAAGUGAAAUAGUGGGUUCCAUUAAGCUCAAAGUGAUCCUUUCAGGGAUGCCUGAACUCAGACUGGGCCUCAAUGACAAAGUGCUGUUUGAAAUCACAGGGAGAGACAAGAGUAAAACCGUGGAGCUGGAGGACGUGAAGUUUCAUCAGUGUGUCCGUCUGUCGCGGUUCCAGAAUGACCGGACAAUUUCUUUCAUUCCCCCUGACGGCGAGAGCGAGCUCAUGUCCUACCGUCUUAACACAACAGUGAAGCCACUCAUAUGGAUCGAGAGCGUGAUAGAGAGGUUCUCCCACAGCCGUAUCGAGAUCAAGGUGAAGGCUCGGAGUCAGUUUAAGAGCCGGUCGACUGCCAACAAUGUGUCCAUUUUUGUGCCAGUGCCCAAUGAUGCAGACUCACCAAAGUUCAAGACCAGCAUGGGCAGCGCCAAGUGGAUGCCCGAGAAGAACGUGGUGCUGUGGAACAUCAAAUCUUUUCCUGGUGGGAAGGAGUACCUGAUGCGGGCACACUUUGGGCUACCCAGUGUGGAGAGUGAGGAGCUGGAGGCAAAAAGACCAAUCACUGUUAACUUUGAAAUCCCCUAUUUUACAGUGUCUGGCAUUCAGGUACGCUACUUGAAGAUUAUAGAGAAGAGUGGUUACCAGGCCUUGCCGUGGGUGCGCUACAUCACACAAAGUGGAGAUUACCAACUCCGGACAAACUAAAGGGUAAAGAUGCUGUUAGACGAAUGGCUGUCUGUGUGUCUUCCUCUCCGCUGCUUCUUGCUGCGGGCAUGGGGCAGCAGAAAACUGUUCCAUUCCAUAUAAAAGCAUGACCCCUUCCCUUUCCUUCCGGUUAAUUUUCAGCAAAAUCCUGAUUUAACAUUUGGUUCCAAGGGAAUUUUUUUUAUUUUGAGAGUGCAAGCAAAUUUCUGAUAUCUUGUACUUUUUUAUGGCUCAAUGGAUUUACUGAGUAACAGCAAAAGAUCAAUUUAGGUUUUUCUAAAAAAAAAAGGUAAUCCUGCACAGAAGUGACUUUUUUUAUGCCAAGAAAAACAAAUUAUUACGUGUAUAGUCGAUCCCUGCUAUCGCUGCAAAUAGUCCCACCCCUAAACAGGCUCCUGAUCUUGGAUCAACAUUCGCAAUAAAAGCAACCGUUUUAAUUAUUAGAUUAGAUUCCGCUCCAGAACCCUCCUUUUAUCUCUUCAAUUGCCAUUGCUCACACACACACACCAUGAGAUCAUGUAUAGGUACUCACCACUAAUGAAUAAUCAGACAAUCCAUGAACAGAACACAGUCAGUUCUUUAGCCUAAUUAUCAUGCUCGCACUAGAGCGGGAGCGGACUGACCAUAGGGAGUCGGCUCAUCAAUAAUGGUCUGAUUGACAGCAAUUUAUUUCUAUAUUUAUUGCUGUGCCUUGCUUUGGGAAGUCAUUACAGGAACAUGCCACUGUAGACACACAACAAUUGCUGGUGUCCGCAAACACAGACUGUAGACACACGACAGAGGGAACAUGUUGGCAGCAUCACAGCCACCCCCCUUCCCCACAUGCAGAACAAGCACUGUGCAUAAGGCCCCUUGAUCCAUGGUGCUGGAAGGGCCAUUUUGUUCAAGGGAACCAUAUGCGCAUCAGUCAGCCAGUCCGUUUGAGGCUUUGUCACUUGUCUUCUGAACCACAAAGUCCACCCGUGCGCUAAAGGCUAGCAGGCCAGCCAAAUCAUUUCUCCAAGCCCGGUCGACAGAAUCCACACUGCUUGUCUCUUGUAAUUGAUCAUGUAGCCAUGAUGCUCAUUCACUUUGCAUCUCACAUCACACGACUAUGGUGCGUUCAAGGACCGCAGAACAAUGCUUGACGAAAAAACAUUACCAGUGAAGCAUGACGACAUAAUGCGUGGUGUAUAUUACCUGUAUUUCCAGCUUAGGGUGAAUGAGACGUGUUUUCUACUGGAAAAAAAGCCUAUUUUCAGAGAAAUAAAUAAAAACAAAUACAAAAGUCUGCAAAUUUGAUGUGUCGCAAAUGUGCGGGGAUCCACUGUAUACUGAAUUCGUACAAUGCUCACCACAAGGGAUAUCAUGAAAACUUUUUUAUAGUACUACCUGGUUGUAUUUUACCACGUCUAUAGAGUAUCUUUACGACAACCUCCAUACAGUAUUGUAUGUUUAUGCCUUAAAUAAACUGUUGUGUCGUUACCACUACCACUGUGAACAUAAUCCCCGGUGAAGUAAACCUAAAACCAGCAAGCAAGUCAAUGAUUAAUAAGGCAUAAUAUUGUCUGAGACAUUGAGAGUAUAGCAUUACACCGCCGAUGGCCACAUGGAGCCUGUAACCUUGUCCUUGUGCUCCAAAUCCUUUUGCAGCUUCUAAGAGAGUCUGAGUGAGUGAGUGAGGAUGCAACAUUUGCCAUCUUUACAUCUGGUGUUGCUUGGACAGGAUAAAAGUCACAUAGCGUAAAGUGGUUGCUUAGCGAUAUGUUUACACAUUGGUCUGUUUUUAUGCACCAGUUUUUGCAGGUGUGUAUGGUUCUUCAAAGUAAUUUUGAGUGUUCUCGUUAUUAUUAUAAAUCUGUACAUGUUUCAUUGAAAACUUAGUCAGGCAACAUAAUGUUGUGUUGUAAGACUUCAGCAACUGAUUUCUUCUUCACUGUCAUGUGAAGCAAUGAUGUAUUUGGAAAUAAAAGGGUUUUUGUACAUUCUGGGAUAUUGAGUGUUUUUUUUUCAACACUAAAUGU